AUGACGUUUACUAAGUUCCUCGAGCACUUCCUUCUUCUAUAUCUUCUUCUACUAUGUCCAAAAAUCACAGCUGACGAUGGUCAAAAUGGCUUCCACGGAGAGGAAAGAGAUGCCCUUUUGGCUCUCGUAGCCGGUUUUAGCAAUUCGUUUCUUCAUCAUAACUGGACUAAGGUCAUGUGUUACGAGAACGAUCCUCCCUACUGGUUUGGCAUUGAGUGUUUGAAUGGAAGAGUUACCGGAGUAAGAUUGGAAAAUUUGGGCCUAACCGGAGAAAUCAAAGUUGAUUCACUUCUCAACCUGACAGAGUUAUCAAUUCUGAGCUUCAAAGACAACUCAAUUUCAGGACCACUGAUGGGCUUCUCGAACAAUCAGAAGUUGACAGACAUUGAUUUAUCAGGCAACAGGUUUGAUGGAGCAAUACCGUUGUCCCUUCUAAAGCUCAAUUCCUUGGCAUCAUUGCAACUUCAAGCUAACAAUUUGAGUGGUUCAAUUCCAUCGUUUGAUCAGACUAGCUUGAGGGAAUUCAAUGUGUCUUACAACAAUCUUUCGGGGCCAAUUCCCAAUACUAAAGUCCUUCAAUCAUUCAACCGGUUUUCGUACGUUGGUAAUCCAAACUUGUGCGGCCCUCCAUCUUCCUCAGACUGCAACAGCAAAAAUGAUACGUCCGAUACUAACAAGUCAAAAAGUUCAAAGUCGUCUAAACUUGUUCCAAUCUUAUUAGUUGUUAAUGUUGUUGCUUUGAUCAUUCUUUUAUUCCUCUGCAUUAUUUUCUUUAAGAAGUAUAAAAACCUCAAGAAAAAACUGGAGGAAAAGCACGUUUUGGUCGGGGACGAAGAAAAGGAUGAGAAGAUUAAAAUGGAAACGGGGGGAAAUAGGGUAGCAGCUGAUGAAGUAGAGAAAGGGAAGCUUGUGUUCGUAAAUGAAGAUAGGAAAUUUGAACUUGACGAUCUCCUAAAAGCAUCUGCUGAAGGUUUGGGUAAAGGCAACUUUGGUAACUGCUAUAAGACUAUGCUGGAAAGGGGACCAAUUGUCGUAAAACGACUAAAGGACUUGAAACCUUUAAGCGGUGAAGAAUUCAUGAAACAAGUAAGACUGAUUGCUCAUCAAAAGCAUCCAAACUUGCUAUCUCUUCUUGCCUAUUACUAUUCCAAAGAUGAAAAGCUACUACUAUACAAAUUUGCUUCAAACGGAAACGUGUACAACCGACUUAAUGAGGGAAAGGGGAAACCAACUCGAAUUCCUUUUCGGUGGAGCUCAAGAUUAUCAGUAGCUCGUGGUGUAGGUCGAGCAUUGGAAUAUCUACACCUCAACACCAAGUCAACAAACGUUGUCCCACAUGGAAAUUUGAAGCUAUCCAAUGUACUUCUUGAUGAAAAUGAUGGUGUCCUUGUAACGGAUUAUGGGCUAACUUCACUUGUAGCAGCUCCACUGGCAGCUCAACGUAUGAUUGCAUUCAAAUCACCCGAAUACCAAAGUCACAAAAAGGUGUCAAGAAAGUCUGAUGUUUGGAGCUAUGGCUGCUUACUCCUGGAGCUGGUAACAGGGAGAGUUUCAGCUGAUUCAGCCCCACCAGGGACCAAUGCAGUUGAUCUUUGCAGGUGGGUUCAUCGCGCAGUCAGAGAAGAAUGGACAGCUGAGAUUUUUGAUGUUGAAAUAGCAGUUCAGAGAAGUGCCAAUCAUGGGAUGCUAAAACUACUGCAGAUUGCAAUGAGAUGUUGUGCAAGUUCCCCUGAAAAUCGCCCUGAAAUGAGUGAGGUUGCAAGAGAAGUUGAGAACAUAGUCGUAACGGCCGAUUCCGAAGAUGAGGAAGAGUUUUCAUCAAUGGAUCGAUCGCUCACGGAUGAAUCCAUGUCAACUCCAUCCAGGAGUACUACAACUUUAGACGAUCGACGAUAA
Coffea eugenioides is the source of this 1896-nucleotide messenger RNA. RefSeq names its product probable inactive receptor kinase At2g26730. Gene Ontology annotation, molecular function: ATP binding; protein binding; protein kinase activity. The record is from RefSeq and is a predicted model, not a curated record. NCBI's taxonomy places the organism in Eukaryota, Viridiplantae, Streptophyta, Magnoliopsida, Gentianales, Rubiaceae. Gene Ontology annotation, biological process: protein phosphorylation. The coding region runs from base 1 to 1896 and encodes 631 amino acids. The transcript is spliced from 2 exons.